Molecule: messenger RNA, 4010 nt
Organism: Rhopilema esculentum
Lineage: Eukaryota; Metazoa; Cnidaria; Scyphozoa; Rhizostomeae; Rhizostomatidae
Source: RefSeq, a predicted model, not a curated record
UGAAUUGAACUGAAUUGAAUUGAAUUGAAUUAAGGUCACGGAGGGGGAGGGAGGACGCACGACGCAACAGUCCAAGAAAUAUGUUCAAGAACAGGGCCCCAAUAACAUUACCAUUAAUAGGAAUUGGAACCUUCAAAAUUAAAGAGGAAGAGGAAUUGUUGGAUGUUUUAGAAGUUGCUUUUGACACUGGCUACAGGCAUAUUGAUACUGCGUCAGUUUAUCAGAACGAGCAAUUGCUUGGAAAACAUUUUAAACAUCUACUACACAAGAAGGGGUUGAAGAGAGAGGAUGUGUUUCUAACAAGCAAACUGUCCCCCAAAAAUCAUGGGUACAAGGAAGCAGAAGAAUCCUUUCUCAAGUCGCUUACUGAUGUGGGUAGCAGUUACAUCGACCUUUAUCUUAUACACUGGCCAGGAAAGUCAAAACUAAGGGGUUUAGAUCCAAAGAACAGAGAAUUCCGCAAGGAAAGUUGGAAAGCUUUGGAAGACAUGCAUAAGAAAGGACUUGCAAAAGCCAUCGGUGUCUCUAACUAUACGAUUGACCAUUUAAAGGAGAUGGAAAGUUACGCAGAAAUUAUGCCAGCAGUAAAUCAGGUAGAAUUUCACCCGCAUCUAUAUCAAAAGGAGUUAUUGGACUAUUGCGGAAACAAAGGGAUACAACUGCAAGCUUAUUCCUCUCUUGGCGUAGGCGAGCUGAUCAAAGAUCCAUUAAUAAAUCAAAUUGCUAAGAAAUACGACAAGUCUGCAUCACAAGUUCUACUCAGAUGGGGUCUCCAGCAUGGAAUAGGUGUUAUCCCAAAAUCAACGAACCCACAACAUAUAAAGGAAAACUUUGACGUUUUUAACUUUGUGAUCACAGAUGAAGAUAUGGCUCUCAUGAAUGGAAUGAAUAUCAACAAGCAUUAUUGCUGGGACCCUUCAACGGUUGUUUAGUCAUCAAGUUCAAAACGCGCUGAGAAGCCUAUGUAACGCUUUAUGAUGCUUUAUGAUGCUUUAUGAUGCUUUAUAAGCUUCCUCAGUUGAAAGGGAAAAUUGUAAUUUUAGUAAGUUCCAAUUGGGGUUUUUGAUGAGCAUUUAUAAAGGAAUAUGGCAUUUUAUGUGCGAUGGAAACAUCCUCAUUUGAACGUGAAAACUAUUUUAUUGCAUGCAACAGCUCAACUGUCCUUUUUAUUUUUAGUAAAAGAACAAUUCCAGUAAAAUUGUAUCAAUAUCCCCAUAAAGGACCGUGUGUGUGAAUACCGAAAAAUGGUCCAAGCUCAAUGAAUAACAAAUGGUUUUAAAAUAAGGCUACAAAUGAACUUUUCUGGGUAGCUUAGUUAUUUUCCCUUCUCAAACUGCAGUGUAUGAAAGGUCUGUCUUUGAAACCAAACUUCCACUAGCUUCUCCGCUACACAACAAGCAAAAUCUACUACAAUAAAUGCUAGCUCCGAAACACCGGCGUCGCAAGCUCCCAAAGUUGUCAUAAGGCCCGGUAUCCAAAUUCGCAGAAAUUUCUGUUGUGCGAAGAGCGUCUUUUCAGAGUGGUAUAUUCGUUCUUUUAACAUUGGAGCUGAGGGGCGAUUCACUCUUGCAAAUAGAAAAAGCGUACGAGAUUUUGCCUAUAAUAGGAUUUUUGAAGAUUUUCAAUAGGAUUUUCACAACAAUAGGAUUUUCACAAAAGGUGUACGAGAUUUUAAUAGAGCGCUUUGCCCCUCAAUUGGAGCGACAUGAAGAGGUGAAGGUAGCGGCGGAUUAAGGCACACUGGUGCUCUAAGCACUGAACCAUCUGUGUGCCACCACUUUUCACCACCUACCCAUUCCAUUUUAGUUGUUGACCUUUUUUGUUGGUAAUGUUAGGAGGCCAAAGGGACUUAUAGCAAUGCCCAAAAAAGGGAAAGGAUGGAAGGGCUAAGAAGAAUGGAAGAUAAUAUCAGGCUUGUUCAUACCGAUUUUUAAAGAAGACAGGUUAUAAGAAUAUUGGGUGCAGGAACAACGUUCAAAAAUGCGUCAAAGUUUACAAACUAUCGGAAGGAAAUACAGGAGAAUCUCGAGUUUUUAGUGUAUCUUGCACAUCUUAGGGGACCAGAGAUUGUCUUCUCCAACUUCCCAAUUAUUGUCAAAUACUUCUUUGACCGGACCACUCACAACAGAGUCAUGUUGUAAAUUUAAGGAAGAUGGUGAGCUCAGAUAUAUGUCAUCAGCAAAAGAAUGAAAACUUGUAGGGGUAGAAGAAAGGAAGUAGGUAAUUGAUGAAAAGGAUAAAUGAAAAUUUCUACCAGACACGAUCAAAGGCCUUUGAGGUGUCGAGAGAGAUCACUCCGUUCGUUUUCCCAACAGAUUCAAGACAAAGGACCAAAUGCGAGCAGCAUAAGCUAGAAGACAAAGGACCAAAUGCGAACCGGUAGAUCUUGCUGGCCAAAAUCCAGUAAGUUAACAAAAGAUUUGAGAUCAAAGCUCAGAACAAGGGUGCAGGAAAUCUUUCAGCGCCCCGUUAGAUGCGCUACUGAGUGAAUACAGUCAGAGUAUCUCAAAAGUCUGAAAAUAUCAACAGAUAAGGGACAACUACAAAUACUUAUUUAUUAGAACUAAGAGAAAAAAUCGAGGAAGCUGCUUGAAAACUUUUUACUAUUGCAGUGAUUUUAGAUUGUCAAGGAUAUCACACACGUCACGUCUCAGACAUAGAGCUCAAUCCAAAAUUCUUAACAUAACAGGAAAAAAUGACUUUGUUAAAGAUCUUAUUGCCCAACAGAGGUCAGAGUGCACUGCGUUAGCAUUCUCUAUUUUGGUACACCUGGGAACGUAACCUGGUGAAGAAUCAGAAUAUUUAGAUCAAUUUUACACAACUUCUUUUUACAUUUUUCUUGACAUUUUUAUUUUCUUCUCAACAUUGUGGUGUCUUCUUUGGCUGUAAUGCCCUAAGCACAUGCUUAUUCUGCUUAGUUGUAUGUGUUCUCAAUUUUAUUCAGCCUUGUCCUUGUUUCUACCAUGUCACCAUUAAAUCCUCGUAAAUUGUAUUCUUAUCGGGGAAGUGUUGUUGGCAAAUUUUGGUAACCCACACACAAGACACCACUGUCCGCACAGAAACAGAAUCGCGAACGACCUAGUUGGCUUUCUCUUUCCCCUUUUUUCACUUGCAAUCAUCGCAAAAUCAAUAAAUACCUUCUGUAGAAAAGAACAUUGCCUCAAGGCUUCAUCUGUUGUGGAUCUUCGUAAUUGCCUGUUUUGUAGUAUAUUAAAUAUGUUAUUAGAUAAGUAGGUGUAGACCAGGGACGCAAGUGAGGCUGGGCAUUUUUCAUUUGCCUGCAAAUUCCACGAAAAAACUUAAAUUCAUUUUCCUAAACAGGGCCCUCGUCACGAAUUUGAAAGUGGAAGGGGGAGCAAGAUCAGCAAAAGAAGGAGGCCAAGGCCUCUCUCCCCUUUUACUGGAGCUUUAAAACUAUUUGCUUCGUAAAAAGUGGGGGGUCAUGGCCACCCCAUCCCCCCCGGUGGCGCGGGCCCUGCUAAAAUUUUUCUACACGUACAAAGUGUUGUACGAAUGAGAAACUUUGCAGACCCUUGAUAAGAAAAAAGCGAAGAAGACAAAACUUUGCAGCGUUGCAAGUCCUUUUAUCAAGUUAGUUAAUAAUUUUAUCAAGUUUUGUGAACUAAUAGUAGUUCUUUAAACAUAGGCACAGUUAAAUAUCACUAGCUAUAGCUUAACCAAAUCAACUUCAAACUUACCAUUUCCAUUACGGAAAUUUAUUCAGAAAAAAAUAUGAACUUUAGCUGUAAAAUCUUUUUUCAAAUUAGUAAAUUGUUGCUCGAGUUUUAUGGCAAAAAUUUGUCAAGAAAAUACCAUACAAAUUGGAAUUUAUUUUGAUUUUACUGAAAUAUUUGCAAAGUAUUUUAAUUUCUGAUAAAGCAAUGCAACCUUCAUGGUUGCAAACCAAACCCAAGCCCUCCACAAAAUAUCCUAUCAUAAAGGCAAUAAUGAUGGUCAAAAAAACUAAAAUUAACAACAAAUAUUAACAGUAAACACUCCUAGUGUGACAU